UCAGUCACGUAAAGAUCAUGCAGCCACAACAGAUCAGAGAGGGAUACUUGGUGAAAAAGGGGACGGUGCUCAACUCCUGGAAGGCUUUGUGGGCGGUGCUGUCAGAAGACGGGCUGGAGUUCUAUAAAAAGAAAACAGACCAAUCUCCGAAGGGAAUGAUCCCUCUGAAAGGAGCCACGUUCACCAGUCCAUGCCAGGAUUUCAGCAAGAGGACGCUGGUUUUCAAGAUUACCACGGACCGGAAGCAGGAUCACUUCUUCCAGGCCUCACAUGUGGAGGAGAGAGAGUUUUGGGUCAAGGACAUCAAGAGAGCGAUUACCUGCCUCGAGGGCGGGACAAAGUUUGCCAGGAAGUCCACAAGACGCUCCAUUCGCCUGCCUGACAAAAUCAACCUGACAGAGCUGUACGCACUGAUGAAAGACCAAGACGAUGGAGUAAAAGAGUUAAAACUGGAGCAGGAGAACCGAGUCUUCAACCACUGCUUCACUGGUGCGACGGUGGUAGAGUGGCUGAUUUCAAAGGAGAAAGCGAGAAAUAGGCCUGAGGCCCUGAUGCUAGCAACGGGGCUCCUGAAUGAGGGCUUUCUCCAGCCGGCAGGAGACCUGUCAAAGGAGGGAGCCGAGAGUGGAGAGCACACCGCCUUCUUAGAUGAGACAAUUGCUCUUUAUUACUUUGCAGACAGUGGGUUCUUUUGCGAAGGCUACUCCAGUGAUGAAGACGUGCUUCUGAAGGAAGAAUUCAGAGGAAACAUCAUAAAACAAGGCUGCUUACUGAAACAGGGGCAUAAGAGAAAAAACUGGAAGGUGCGAAAGUUUGUACUGAGAGACGACCCUGCUUAUAUGCAUUACUAUGAUCCGACAAAGGGGGAGGAUCCUCUGGGCUCGAUCCAUCUCCGUGGGUCUGUCGUUUCAGCUGUGGAGUACGUGCUCGAUGCCAAAAAGUAUGACAUCGAUGGCAACCUCUUUGAGAUCAUCACCUCGGAUGAGACUCAUUACUUCUUCCAAGCUGCGACGGCAGAAGAAAGGAAGGAAUGGAUCAAUGCGAUACAGGCGGUUUCGAAAAGUGGGAAAUAACAGUGGCAGUGAGGCAGCCACCGUGACACCUAUCGAUUGUAAAACGCCACGUUGGAAAUGUCUCAGUGUCUGAAGCGGUGCUGUGUCAUUAGAGUAACUAACACAGUGAGGUGCGCUCCCCUGCAGGCUAGCAAAUGUAUGUUAUGAUGUUUUUGUGCAUGUCCACUACCGUUCAAAAGUUUGGGGUCAUCCAGACAAUUUCGUGUCUUCCAUGAAAACUCACUUUUACUUCUCAAAUGAAUUGAAAAUUGAAUAGAAAAUAUAGUCAAGACAUUGACAAGGUUAGAAAUAAUGAUUAAUAUUUGAAGUAUUAAUUUUGUUCUUCAAACUUCAAGCUCAAAGGAAGGCCAGUUGUAUAGCUUAUAUCACCAGCAUAACUGUUUUCAGCUGUGCUAACAUAAUUGCACAAGGGUUUUCUAAUCAGACAUUAGUCUUCUAAGGCGAUUAGCAAACACAAUGUACCAUUAGAACACUGCAGUGAUAGUUGAUGGAAAUGGGCCUCUAUACACCUAUGGAGAUAUUUCAUUAGAAACCAGACGUUUCCACCUAGAAGAGUCAUUUACCACAUUAACAAUGUAUAGAGUGUAUUUUUGAUUAAUGUUGUCUUUAUUGAAAAAACAGUGCUUUUCUUUGAAAAAUAAAGACAUUUCUAAGUGAUCCCAAACUUUUGAACGGUAGUGUAUAAAAAUAAAUAUAGGUGUCAACAUGUCAUGAGAGUAACUGGCGCCGCAUGGUGCGCUCCUCUGUACACUAGCAAAUGUAUGUUAUGAUGUUUUUGUGCACUCAUAAAAAUGAAUAAAUGUAACAACGGUUAAAUAUUUUUUUUAAAAUCGCUUAUGCUUAAUUACAUGUUUGUAUGCAAAUGAUGUCAUAGUAUUGUAAUGUGUGCCAAUGUCAUUAACUCACGAGCACUUUAUUUUCCAGCGUAGAAAAAAAAGGAGUAAUAUAUUGGCCCUUUACUACUUAUAAUACAAAUAAUAUUGUUUUAAAUAAUAUUAAGUGUGGAUUAAUUAUGUUUUGUCCCAUUAUUACCUCAAGAUAUUUGACCCUUGUUAAGAUACUUGUUAAUGUUUUGUUUUUGUUUGAGUACCAUUGUGUACGUACAAUGUGUACAAAUUUUCCUGCAUGUGCAUAUCUCGAAAACCAAUAAAAGAUUUGAUCACAAAAAAAAAGAUA
Molecule: messenger RNA, 2249 nt
Organism: Pseudoliparis swirei
Lineage: Eukaryota; Metazoa; Chordata; Actinopteri; Perciformes; Liparidae
Gene: plek
Product: pleckstrin
Exons: 9
Coding region: 18-1073 (351 amino acids)
Biological process (GO): intracellular signal transduction; actin cytoskeleton organization
Cellular component (GO): plasma membrane
Source: RefSeq, a predicted model, not a curated record